Dreissena polymorpha is the source of this 2269-nucleotide messenger RNA. RefSeq names its product heat shock factor 2-binding protein-like. Gene Ontology annotation, cellular component: cytosol. The record is from RefSeq and is a predicted model, not a curated record. The coding region runs from base 153 to 1136 and encodes 327 amino acids. The transcript is spliced from 9 exons. Lineage: Eukaryota; Metazoa; Mollusca; Bivalvia; Myida; Dreissenidae.
AAUAACAGUGUAAACAGAAUCUCAAGUGACUUAACAAACACAUAACUGGGAUAUGGAUAAUGUUAACAACCCAAUUCACAGGUUAUUUACAUUUGAUAGUUGAGUAAUGAUUACGGAUUUCCAUUCACCUGCAACUCUUUGGAAAGUGUUUUAUGAAGGAGUUACAUUCAGUGUUUUCCAGUCAAGUUUUGGUGAGUAAAAAUGACCUUGCCCAGCUUGCUACAGAGGUUACACAGCUCAAACAGACCUUGCCACUUGUCCUGAGCAAGCGCAUAGCAGACUACCAAACUAGGCUGAGUGGGCUACGGGAUGAAAAUGACCAUCUUCUGGAGCAAAUAAGUAAGCUUACCUCAGAGAAGGACCAGUGGAAAAACAAAUAUGAGACAGCAGUGGCCGACACACAGGCUGAGAAACAGGAGAGCCUCCGUCUGCGCUGUGAGGUGCAGCAGUUGGGUGAGCAGCUGAGCCGCCAGUCCGACUACUGUGCCAGUCUAGGGAGCUCUUGUUGCACGCUGCUGUGGAGAGUCUCCAAACGAGAUGACUGCAUUCAGGCCAUACUGGCAGGGACAAAGGUCGAUGAGUUCCUAUCGCUAGUAUCCAGCACCCUGGGUAGCUACGUGGCGGCGUAUCGCGCUGACUGGCCCAAGGACAGCACCGAGGAGGCGCAGUUCAUCCUGGCUCUAACUGGCACCAUCACAAAUAUCGCAGCUUCAGCGUAUGGUAGGGAUGUCCUGUGCACCAAUACCAUGGGACGCCAGGUCCUCGACACCUUCAUCACCGUCCUGACAGAGGCACCUUGCAGAAAAAGUGCACAAUUGAAAAAUUUUGUGCUGAUGUGCCUAUAUAAUGUGAGCAUCAACCAGAAAGGGGCAGCAUUGCUCGAGGGAAAGUCUGGACUGGUCUCACUCUGUGCUUGGCUACUCCAAGAGGAGUCCAAUUCAGAGCUGCGUCUCAACAGUCUACGACUGGUGCAGUCCCUGGUGUGGGAAAACAAGAACCCGGCACUUGUCAGGGAGUUACGGGAAGUGCUCCCAGUGUCUGCCCUAGAGACACUUUCCAAGGACAGUUACUCUGACAUUCGGGAACUAGCCCUCGAGCUGCUGUCUGAUAUCAGCAGAAUAUGUACUGAGGAUUGAAAUUAUCCUUCAGCAUAUAACUUAUGCCUUAUCAUGUUAUGGCUUCAAACCAUUUUGAUUUCAAGUUAUAGCUUGUCUUUUUAGCUCAACUGUGCACAACUUGCUUGGGGUCAGCUUGUGGCAUCACCUUUUGUCUUUCGUUUGUUGUACAUGGCCUGUAAACAACAUCUCCUAAAUCAUUAGGCUGAUGUUCACAAAACUUUACAUUAAUGAUCCUUGGGUGACUGCUUUCAGAGCUGUUCAUACUGUUCUUCUAUUCAGAAUAUAGUUCAGCACAGCUAAAAUUGAUUUUGAAAAAAAAUUCUUAUAAAAUCUUCUCAUCUGAAUCCGCAACACUCAGAUUUUUUAUAAUUGGUAUGUAACAUAGUAUCUUUCCUCUGAAAAGUAUGUUCAAAUAAUACCCUUGAGAUCAAAACUGGCUACGCCACAGGGUUACAUGAUUGUUAUAAAUGUAUUGUGAUUUUUUUUCUGAAACAAAAUGGCCAAGGGAUGUUAUAUUUGGCAUUUAACAUCAUCUACUGCUCGUCUACUAAGUUUCUUCUUAUCAUGCCAUGGUGGUCAAAAAAAGCCAUGCCUGCGUGUCUGGAGAUUAAUAUUUUAAAUAGAAUUUAUAUUUGGUGUGUAAUAUCCGAUUAUUGUAUAAAAAUAUUUUUCAAAUCAUGCCAUUGGAUUUAAACGGGCCACACCCCAUCACAAAGUGAGCGAUCUAGAGCCGUUUUGUAUCUCUUUUUCUAAUUCAAAUUAUGCCAAACUAUUGCUUCUGAUGGCAGAAACUGGAGAAAUACGUUAAUAAGCAUAUGUGUCACAUUCAAAUGUUUGUUUUUUUGGUUGUUAUUGUCAAAAUGUUUUUGUUUUCAAAACCCAUUACGUAUAAAAAUAACAGCAAGUAGUGCGCAAUGGCCUAUGCUAUUAGAGAUUCUCUGUAUGAUAUUAACUUCUGGCAUAUCUAUAUUCAUUUCAUAUGCAGUUUUUGGUGGGUUUUUAUAGUUGCUUUAAAAAUCUGAAUAUUUAAAUUUGUAUUGGUUUUUCAUAAAUAAGUUAAUGUUGGUGGUGUCAUUUUAAAGCCAGGAUGUCGCACUUUGAGGUGAAAAUAAUUUGUUUAAAUGUUAAUAAAUUGUGUUAAAAAUAUAAAA